Messenger RNA from Leptinotarsa decemlineata (Colorado potato beetle), 8897 nucleotides. RefSeq lists its product as uncharacterized. The record is from RefSeq and is a predicted model, not a curated record. Lineage: Eukaryota; Metazoa; Arthropoda; Insecta; Coleoptera; Chrysomelidae.
UUAUUGAUUAUUCUAUUUAGGCUGGUAGAGAACUGAAACCAUUGGUAAUAGAGAUGUACAUCAGAGCAUUAACAAGUGAUAUGAAUGAAUUAGAGCGACAGAAAGAUGGCAAUGAAACGGAAAAAGCCACAGCAACCACAUCCAGAUUGGCAGAAGCUUUUUGUAACCUAGCCGACUUUUUGGAUGAGCACGUUAAAGUGGCAAGAGAGUGUGUUUUAACGGCUUUCAGUUUAGAACCCACCAAAGAGCGUUUAGCAAAAAUCGAAACGUUGGCAAGAAGAAGUGGAUUUCAGGUUUUGGAUACAGGGCAAGAGUGGAAAUGUAAAUUGCAUCCACCUGUUCUACCAACUGAUGAAGUUACAUGGAUUUGCCCUGAAUGUGGGGAUUGGAUGUCUAAGCCUGAUUUCAAUGCUCCCAUCAAAAUAAAUAUGGCUCUUAAUGAAGCCCUUCAAAAUUCUGUUCUAGGAAUUUCUGAAGCAUUAUGUGAUGAUCUUGUUGUGUGUUUAUCAAACCCUCGUUAUCAGAUUCUCAGUUGGUUUUUACCAUGGGAUGAUUUACACAGACUCUGUAUAAUGUAUUCACAAGAUUCUCAAACAACCAAGAAUUUUGUAACAGAACUAAAAUUUGUUGAUAUUGAUUAUUCUAUAUUCAAAGGUAUUAAACGUGAACCCAUGGAUGAAUUAGCAGGAAUUGAAAGAGGCUAUGAACAAUAUUUGGAUCAUGACUUUGUUUCUGAUGAUGACUCAUCUUCUAACAGUGAAGACUCAAUGUCACAAGAUUCGCGCCCUUAUAGUUUGGGCAGUGAUGGUGCUGGAGAAGGACCACAUUCAACGAUGCUCCUACCACAAACAAAAUCUGAUCCAAAUACUUUGAAAAGCCUUAGAAUGUUCAGACCGAGUCUAAAGAGAUCAAGAGAUAAAGAACUCGAUGAAGUAACUCCUAAAAAGUUGUUCAAGACAGACCCAAAAACUGCUAGUGACAGUUCAACUAUGAUCUCUAGUGGUGAAAUGAAUACAAAAACUAAUACUAAUGACAGUUUGAGUCAUUUUUUGAAUAGUGUUUCCUGUACAGACUUGCCUGCAAUUCAGUAUCCACCGUCAAGUAUUUCAUCGAUGGAUAAGUCUAAUAAUAAUGGUUCUCAUUCAAAAAACGUAAAGACUGCCACGUUGCCUCGACUUGGUGGGCAGGUGGCGAAGAAGGAAAUCACAACAAUCCAAGUAAACAAACAACGACCAACUCCCUCUCUUCAAAAGAAGGGACUUCCUUCUCUCUCGAUAAAUUUAAUACAAGCAAUCAUUCCCCAAAAGCAAUGUGCUUACAACAGCAAAAUGGCAACUGCAGAAACACAUCCCAGUCAGAAAUCACAAAACAAGCUCUCACUGAAUUUUUUGAGAGAAAGCAACAGACUCAAAAAAGCAGGCAGCAAGUGUCAGGAUUUUUCUCUUGUCAGUCAGAAGUUUCCACUGGAUCUGAAACAAAAUACAGAUCAGAAACAAACAAGUUCAUCCAUCAUGAGGAGUUGUCCAAAGAAAUUGUCUGUCAAGUUGGAAAGACUGAGAGCGGAUCAGAUCCAAAGUAUGAUGAGACAGAAAUUGCAGAACAAACUAUCAGAAACAGUUCAACGAUCAGAAAAAAUGCAACCCCCACAGAUCACCUCUCAAAGUACUCAAUAUCUUGGUCAAAGCCAGGUUCACAAGUCAGUUUCUCCAGAGAAGCAGGAACCGAACGAGAAUCAAUUUCAGAAUCGACUAGAUUCACCUCCAAAUCUGGAUCUGUCUCCAGUGGCAUUAGUCUACCAAGAAAAAUUACCGAACAAGCCCUUUGGCCCGAGGCCGUUUGCAAAAAAUCCACUGGAUACGGCCAUUCUGGAAAUGGCAAUAGUCGAGAGGCCUCUUCUGAAAAGUUUUACCCAAACUUCUCAAGUUCUAACGUCUCCAACGAAAAAAAACACAUCUGUCUCGAAUCAACCUCAGGAGGGCAAUUUGAUACACCAACAGGAUCUGGAUUCGGCACAAUGCCUGUCAGUCAAGCAAGACCAGAUACAAAAAACCAAGUUACCUCCCCCAACUCCUCUGAAAAGCAUGUCUCCAAAAAAUUCUCGACAAGUUCAAGACAGCAUGAUUUGCCAAUCUCAUUUGAAGCAUUCGGUCAAUCUAGAACAGUCACAAGCUACUCAAGUGCCCCAAACUUUGAAAAACAGGUCCUCUCAGCAGGAACAAAUUCCAAACGAAUCAGUUCACCAACCCAUUCUGGAACAGAAACAAAACAGUGUAGUCAAGCAAGAACAGUCUCAAACUACACAGUUACUCAGCACCCCAAAAUUGAUAUGCAACUCUCCCCAAGCUCAAAAAUCAAUUCAAGACAAUUCAUUGCACCAUCCCAAUCUGGACCAGAAACCAAACCAUUCAAUCAAGAAAGAUCAGUUACCCAAACUUCACCAGUCACAACCAUUAACCUGUCCAGAAGUAUCACACACCAUAACACAGACCUUCGAUUGCACCAAAAUGUUGAAUCUAUCAAAACAAUUGAGCACUCAGAAAGUGGUAGAGCAAAUUCAGAAACCAUUAGAGAGUUACUGCAAAGAGCCGCAGAAGCAACCAAUUCAAGAAACUCCAUUAGUCAACAGUUAUCCUGCUCUACAGAAGUUGCUUUGCAACUCGGUUCACAUACCCAGUCUGAAGAAACCAUUAGCCCAAGAAGAAGUAAUGCAAACCAGUUGUUCUCUACAGCCCCAAAAAUCGGAAAGCAACUGUACUCAAUCUCCCAAAUUGGAGCAAACAAAAAAUCAACAAGCCAAUCAAAAAGAAGUUCUAGAGAAUCAGAGGCCCUUCGAGAACAAAUCCAAAUGCUUCAAUCAAGAUCUGAAUCAAUUGUCCAGUCUAGAAAAUGUAAAAGCCAGUCUUCCUGUGCGUCCACUACAAUCGCAAAGUAUUCCCCAUCAAGUUCCCCACACAGAGGACUUACAGUCACAGAUGAUCACCAAAGAGAACGAGAAUUGCAAGGAGAUGGAAACAUGUCAAGAGAAAAAGAAACCUCAAAAGAAAAACUCUGUUCAACAUAUCAGCCUGGGACAGGAACCGAUUGUAAAACGAACAAAGUUAGAAACCAAUCAUAUUUCCUGUCAACAGCAAUUUCCAAACAGUAUAACUUCAUUACCUCAACCAGAACCACCACAACGCCUAAUCAAUCAACAACAACCACAGGAGAACUUAAUAGUAUCAUCCACCUGCCCCAAAUCCAAUUUCGACCAGUCAUGCAAAGUAAAGAACAACCUAGAAAAACAAAUGACACAACCAAAAGAGCAAGUCAGUCCCAAUCAGAAUCAAUUGCAAAACAACUCUUGCAGUUUGCCCAAAGCUCCCAGUCUCUCUCUCAAUUCAGACAAAUUGCAGACCUCGAAAUCCAUCAAAAACCAUCCAAAAAUCAGUUCAAAACAGAACUUGGACAAGGCUUCUGUUCAAAUGACACCCAAUCAAAACGUUGUAUCACUGGUUUGUCCCAAAGUGGGCAAAGUCCCGUGCACACCGACAAAAUCCAACCAAAAUAUCAGUAUGGAAGCCGAGGUUCUGCCCAAUCUGGACAGAUUUCAGCCCAGUUGUACCAGACUUCUGAAUCCAGAGAUAGAAUCUCACAGUCUGGACAAACUACAAGCCAGGUUGUGGCCGGGCUUGGAACAAGCAGACAAGGUCAUGGUCAUCAAAUCACAGGAGUUCAAGGAAGUCAAAGCAGUAGACAAAACAACACAGACAUCGGACAGCAAAGAAAGCCCGUUAAGUUGUCUAGAGCACAAGAAGAAUUCUUGUACUUCGUCGGAAAUUAUGGAAAGAAAUGAGUAUACAAGCAAAUGUGAUAAAAUUGUGGCCGAACUAGAAGAAAUAUUGAAGUGCAAUAAAAAUGAGAAAAUUAACGUUAUGAAAAAUGACAGUAAUCAUGUUGUUAAGGAUGAAAGCCUGGGAAAUUUGAAGAUUGCCAGUAAGCUUCAAAUAACAUAUGAGAACUGGAAAGAUGUUAAGACUACAAAUGGUGGUUUGGAACAGAUUGCUCAAAGUAAAUCAAAUUCAGUUGAUUGGUUGGAAGUCACUAAUGGGAUUUUCUCCGACUUAAGUGAGAACAAAUCCGAAGAAUUAUUAUUUCAAAGUGGUAUGGAUCAUGCUACUUCAACGGAAAGUGCUAAAAUGAUAAAAAAUAGUCAGCCUCUUGAGGAAUUACCAAAGAAUUUCAAUUUAACUGAGAAUAUCAGAACAUAUACUAAAAAAUCAAGGAAAGCACUUUUAGUGGUAAAUAAAGACUGCAUUAAAGCACUGACUGGUGAUGAUGUAUUGAACUUUUGUAAAAAUGUAAAUAAUAUUAAUAAACUACAUUCCAAUGUACAAAAUUCCUUGACCAAUAGUAAAGAGUUGAAAAUAAUCCUGUGUCGGUUAUCUUCGAAUAAGAAAAUGACAGCAAAGACUAUGUCAAAUAAUAAAGAAGAGUACUGUAGUAUCAAAAAUAAAUGUGAUAGAGGAAAAACUCCUCCUAAAAAUUCUAGAAAACGGUGGAAUAUGGACAAGUCUGAAAACAAUGUUGAUGGAAAAGCACCAAAUUCAGUACAAAACCAUGGUCUUUCACCACUUCAAGAUAUUAAUCUCAGAACCAAUCCUAGAGUGCAUUCUAAAGUAGCAUGUUGUGAAUUGAAUGUGUCAAAUACAACAGAAGAUCUCAAAGCACAUUGUACCCUAACAGAACAAAAUUCCGUUAGUAAAAAAAACUUGGCUAAAACUUUAUUGGCCAAUGUCCCUGGAUUGAAUGAUUUUCGAAUGAUGAAACCGUUGAAUGUUGAUCAGAUAGUUAAUGUCGUUCAAGUGUCUGGUGGUAGACCAACUCAGAAUGUACCUAUACAAAAUUCUCAAACAAGCACACAGAUCACUCCUCAUAUUCAAAGAAUUGGGCAGCCAAGAAUAAGUAGUGAUCAAAAACCUGAACAUUCCAAUUCUGUGACUGUGACAACAAACAUAACAACAACAACUACCGCAAGGACAACAACGUCUCAACCUUCUACACUUAUUAAUAUACUCUCGCAACAAAUAAUUCGGCCAACAUCUUCUCAAGCCAACACUUUGCGACGACAGGCUCCCUUGAUAAACAUUUUGUCACAGCAAAUUAUAAGGCCAUCUUCAACUGCAAAAACCACUAAUAACACAACUGUUCCAGUAGCAGAAACUAAUCAGGUCAAACCUGUUAUUACUAGUGAACCUACUGUUAUUAACCCUGGUAAUAAUGCAGCUAAAAAUUCAACUUCCACUGUUAAGAACACUAAUUCUAUCAGUGCUGGUCAAGGAGGUACCAUUCUCCAGUUUAUCUGCAAAUCUUCUUUGCCGAAAUUUCAACAGGCAUUUGGAAAAACUGUUUAUCAAAAUAGUGCUGAGUCCCCAGAAUCUGUAGCAGCAACUACAGAUACGACAGCAAAUGUAACUGACAUCAAGAAUAAUGUUAGUAAAGCUGUACCUGUGAACGUUCAACCUAUUCAGGGUAGUGUUAUAUAUAGUAGACAAGUUCCUGUUGGACAAACUAUAAGUUUAAUACCUCCAGGUGGAACAACACGCCAGGUUUUCAGAAUUGCAACUUCAAAUCCUGACCAAAUCAGCCUUGUUAAAGAUAGUGUUAUCCAUAGCAAAAUGAGUGCUCUUUUGGCUGCUGCCUUACAAGGAAGGCAAAAGAAUGCUGAAGGAGAACUCCAGGUGAAUUGUGAUGAAGGUAAAGGUGCUCCUAUAGCUCGUCCCGCGUUGAUGCAGAGUGCUAGAAUAGUAAAACCAGUACAGUUGCAUGUACAAUCUAAUGCAACCAGAGCAACACCCCAGACAAACUUGAGUUCUACUACCUUAGAACAACUUCGUGAGUUUGAUAUGGUAUACAAACAAGUGACAGAAAGAAGUAGCACUACCACAAGUGAAACUGGCAGUGUAACCAGUGAAAACCAAGAAGUUACUCAGCAGAGAAUUAGUGUUACCUACGUUAACCAAUUACAGAAGUACACACCAUUAUCUCCUGUUGUUGUUGUUCCUAGCUACAGUAACUUGCAACCUGCUGCUUCUCCAGCAUUGAGUGUUACUUCUCAGGGAAGUUCAAGCCCUUCUGUAACUCCUGCAUCAACUCCCACUUUACCUAAAAUGUCUACAAAGACAUCCAAAGGCAAGACCUUGAAAAGUUCGCCAAAUAACACCACUCCAAAGUCUUCGCCAAUACCAAAACCCCAGCAGAAACCACAAGAAGAUGAGCAUACAGCUCAAAGAAUCUUCAAUAUAUUAGCAGAAUAUGCUGAACAGUUACGAAAUUCCCCAGACUUGAAUAACAAGCCUGCACCACGAAGAAGAUCAAAUCCACCUACGAAUCCUAGUCAAAACUCUAAAAGGAAGAAAAGUUCCUCUGGUGUUAAGAAAAGUGGUAAUUCUAGUAAUUCUUUAGAAAUGGAUGUUGACGAUAUUACCAUGGGUAGUGAAGACAGCUCCGGGGGAGGUAUGGUACAACUUUCAGUAACAGAUGACGAACAGUCACAAGCCGCUACAAUCAAUACGACAGAGUCCAGUGAUAACUCAAGUCCGCCUAGUUCCAGACCGCUUAUUUUGACUGAAAGUGGAACAUGUGGCACCCCGUCUCGUAACCUCAUCAUUGCUGAUUCAAGUGUUGGAGAAUCACUGAAGAUUCCAAAUACAACAGUUAUUAUGCCUGGUAGCUACAUUGUGCCCGUCUCUAUGGUUAAAGGAGGCCAGCAAAUAGCUGUCGUGUCGGGAGGGAGUAAGAUUCUUGCUACAGUUCCAGCCAGAUCCGGCCAAAACAUGCUGCUAUUUCAAAGUUUCACCAACCAACAUAGGAAAGGAGCCAUCUCGGCUGUGAAAUACUCUACCAUUCAACCAAUUUCUGGCAUUUCUUCACAAAGUUUAGCUGGAGUGAGUGCUCAGCCUCCUGUGAUUCUGCCAUCAAAUUCUGUUGCUACCGCAGUAGCACUAGGUCAGCCUUUGACAUUGAAGAAACUUGGAGAUGACCGAGAUAGCAACGAACUACUCUUAACAAUAUCCCCUAAGAAAGACGAAUCAAAAGAUUCAAAUGAUAUUCCACAACCUGAUAGUAGCACAAGCAUUUCCAGUGAUAGUAUUGAUAUUAAAAUAGAACCAGAUAUUAAAAUCGAGUCAGACGAUUCUAGAGAAAGAAUCUAUCAUCAGACAUACCAAAAAUCUGUAAUAACAAAUUCUGUAGGCACAUCUGUUAUAGCCACAACUUCUGCUGCAUGUGUCAAAGACGAAAGCUCUUCCCAAAAUAUAAUAAAUAUUAUCCCCACAGAUAUUAGAGCUGAAUCCAAAUCUGGUGAAAGAAUACAGUCAGUUUUGGUGACAGCGUGUUCUUCUAAUGGACCUAUGUUGUCACAUAUCAUUCCACGAUAUAGGAAACCAUCAGAUACUGGAAGAACAAAUAAUAAUGAUUUGCCAAAUAAAGAAGAAUUUUUGCACAAUGGAGAAAAGACGAAUGGUGAUCAGAAAAAUUUCAGAACAAAUGCUACCUAUUAUGUUAACAAGAUGAAAAAAGUUAACUUGGAUUCUCAAAAACUUGACAGUGAAAUGCAAAAGCAAGCUGCGAUAGAGAGGGAGCUAAGGCUCCAGAAAUCCCUUUCUGAGGAAUGUGAGGAUUUGGGUGUAGAUGAGCCAAGCACUAGUGAUUUGUUUCCGGAAGCAGAUUUACUCUUCGAUUCAAAUCAUUCUCCAUCAUUUGAUCAAACAUCUCAAGACAUUAUCAAAAGGGCUCCUCAGAGUGGUGAUGUUAAAGAGGAAGUGAAAGAAACAAUGAACCUGUUCAGCGAUGAUGAAAAUUCAAGUUCACUUCGCACAGAUUUGUUUGAAUACGUAGAGUAUCAGACUGUUGAAACAGCUUUAGCAAGGCAGCUGAUGAAUGGAAACAAUAGUGCCGAAUCAGGUUCUUCUGGUUGUGAAGACAAUACCCUUUUAGCAAAGUGUGCUACAAUGUCAGAAGUUACUCUGAACUCGCCAAUUUCUCCUGAGGUAUACCAAGAAAGCAGUUUGCAUAAAUAUAAAUUCAAAUAUAGUAAUAGGAAGAAAGGUGAAAAAAUCAAGCAAAGUGACUUUGGUGGAGAAGUCGUUUCCAGUUCUGAAGAUACACUGGGCAGUGCUGAUUUGAGUCGACUUAACUGUGAAGAAGAUAGUUUCAAAGUAGUACAUGUGGCUAUAACUAAAACAGACAUCGUGAAGGAAGGAGAGACAUGCGAAUUGCACUGUGAUGAAGAUUUAGAUUCUCCAAGUGGUAGAGGAGCUAGAAGAAGUGUAAGAAAACUGUGUUCUUGUUGUAACGGUUCACAAGAUGGUAACAUAGCAAAAAAACGACCUCAGACUUCCAGACCUCAUACACCGGCGGUUCCGCACAAGAAAGCCUUUCUUAACAAGAAAAGAUAGUGCACCUUUACAUUUUAGGCAGUUUUAAUUGUUGGUUGUUUUUGUUAAAGAGUUGGGUCGCUAGUCACACUCUAGUACAAAUAUCUGUAUUAACAGCCGGUGUGUUAGUCUGAGAGACUUGUAUAGUAAUUGCUACGUUUGCAAUCUUUUAGUACCUCUAUUUGUAAAUUUUCCUCGUAUAUGUAAAAUAUUUAAAUUAUAUGUGCAGUUUGUCGUUGUAUAUAACUAAUUUAAUAGAUAAUUUAUUACAUAUGAACGGACUUGGUCUGUCACCUAAGCAUUAUGCUGCUCUUUCAUUGAAAAUGCAAUAAGUUACACAUCUAAGUAUGUGUUCUUCACUAUAAAAAUAUUAAUGUAACUCCAUUACUUCAUUAGUUCAUGGAAGAAUCCAUCUUACAUCCAAAAAUAUUUAUACUACUCCGUGUUAGGAAUCACACGUUAAAAGGUAAGAUCUCGUUAGUC